Messenger RNA from Lizanozyma spartinae, 387 nucleotides. RefSeq lists its product as uncharacterized. The coding region runs from base 1 to 387 and encodes 128 amino acids. Lineage: Eukaryota; Fungi; Ascomycota; Pichiomycetes; Serinales; Debaryomycetaceae. Gene Ontology annotation, biological process: mitochondrial respiratory chain complex IV assembly. Gene Ontology annotation, cellular component: mitochondrial inner membrane. The record is from RefSeq and is a predicted model, not a curated record. The transcript has a single exon.
AUGGUUACGCUUGGAAGUAGGGUCUUCCGUGGGAAGAAGGAACAAGAAGCCUUUGACAAAUCAUUUGCUGGGAGAUACCAAAAGAUGCUUCGGAAAAAUCAUUUCCUUUAUUUUGGACUUCCAUUCAUUCUACUGAUUGUUGCAGGUUCGUUAUAUCUACGUAAAUUCACUAGUUUGAAAUGGGAACGAUACGAUGAGAAAUACCGUCAAUGUGGAGAGGAAGAAAUGUUGAAUAUGAUUGAGAAUAAACGAGUGGUGAACAAGAGAGAUGAUUAUUAUCGAUUACAAGGUUUACUCAGUGAUCAUUUGGACAAGGAAGUGCAAUCAAAUGAUGAUUAUGAUAUAGUUAGAGUUAAGAGGAAGAAGGAAGAUGAGCCUGUGUGGUGA